CCAUCCAGAUCUAAAGUUACUGUUGGCGGUAGUGCUAAAUGAGCACUUUCACCAAAUAGAGCUAACAUUUCUUAAUAAUCAGAAAAAUUAUCAACUUUUAACACUAAGUUGAUGAGGAAGGACUAAGCUGUAUAAUAAAAUAAUUAAUUAAGUUUUAAAAAGAGACUUUCUACAUAAAGUUAAGAUGAUGAUUCUAAAUUUAAAUUAUUAAGAGAAUCAUUAUACAAAAUUGAGAAAGGAGCUUAAAAUGAAAAAAUAAUUUCAGAAUAAUAAUGAAAGACUGGUGAUGAAAAAAGUAACUGUAGAAAAGAAUUUAUUUGAAAUUGGAGAUGGGGUUUUAUCAAUAUAAUAAGAAGUUGAAGAAAGAACAAAGACACAUGUUGUUGUUAGCAUUAUUUUUAGGGAGGAGUAAAACCAAAAUUCUAUUAAAAAAACUUGGAGAUUCUAUUUUGAAAUUAUAAGAAAUCUUAAGUUAUGA
Molecule: messenger RNA, 478 nt
Organism: Paramecium primaurelia
Lineage: Eukaryota; Ciliophora; Oligohymenophorea; Peniculida; Parameciidae
Source: the annotation of a GenBank genome assembly